AUGAUUUACUCUAUUUGGAAUGUUAGGGGCCUGAAUGACCCUGGCAAAGUUGCCUCUGUAAAGAGGUUGCUUCAUUCACAUUCAGUUGAUGUUGUUGGUCGUCUUGAAACAAAAAUCAAAUUGAAAAAUGUUCUCACUUAUCAGAGGAAGUUUGGCUGUUCUUGGCUUUGGUUCAUUCAUUGUAGUGUCUCUUCUAAGGACCUCUCUACUCAAAUUCAUCUCACUGUUGUCUAUGGGCUUCACUCCAUUCAUGAUAGACUUCCUUUGCGGGAAGGAAUUAGAAGCAUCUUUAUUCAGCAUUCUCCUUGGCUUUGUGCUGGUGACUAUAACUCUGUUCUUCAUACUUCAGAUAGGCUUCAUGGUAAUGAUGUUACUGAUUAUGAGACUAGAGUUUUCCAGAGUCUAGUUGAUGAUUUGGACCUCACUGAGGUCAAGAGCAAAGGAGCCUUUUACUCUUAUUCAAAUAAGGCUCACAUUGGUCCUAGAACUCUUUCUAGGAUUGAUAGAGUCUUUUGUAACCAAGCUUGGCUGGCCUCUCAUGGGCAUGUUGAGACUGUCUAUCUCCCCCCUUCUUUAUCUGAUCAUUGUUCAGUUCUGUUGGAAAAACUUAAUUAUGUGAAGUCUAGUAUCAAGUCUCUUAAUAGCAAGCAGUUUGGCAACAUUGAGGAAAAGAUUGAUCAAGCUAAUAUUGAGCUUUCUGGAAUUCAGAACUUAAUGGCUCAGAAUCUUGAUGAUUUGGAUUUAUAUGCUAAAGAAUCUGAUGCUAUUAAGGUUGUCAAACAUUGGAAUGAUAUUCAGGAAAGCAUCUUCAAACAAAAAUCUAGGAUCAACUGGAUUAAGCUUGGAGAUGGGACUCAGGCUCCUUGGCUUCCUGUUGUUGACCUUUUUACUAUGAGGAGGGGUAAACAGCUUAGCUCUGUUGCUCAAAGCUAUCUCAUUAGGCCUAUUUCUCAUGCUGAAAUUGAUGCUGCCCUUAAGGGAAUUGAUAACACUAAAGCUCCUGGGACCUUGCCUAAGCAAUGUAAUUACACAACUGUCACUCUUGUUCCUAAAAUCCCUAAUGCUUCCCAUGUUAAGGAUUUUAGACCUAUAGCUUGUUGCACUGUGGUUUAUAAGCUCAUUUCUAAGGUCAUAACUGCUAGACUUGCUGCUGUCAUUGGUGAGGUGAUUGAUGAUGCUCAAGCAGGUUUCAUUCCAGGCAAGCACAUUGGUGACAAUAUCCUUCUUGCAACUGAAUUGAUCAAAGGCUAUGAUCACAAAUUUAUCUCUCCUAGAUGCAUGGUUAAGGUGGAUUUGAAGAAAGCCUAUGAUUCAUUUGAGUGGGGAUUCUUGAUCACUUUUAUGCAGGAGCUUGGUUUCCCUCAGAAAUUUGUUAGCUGGAUCUGGACUUGUCUUACUUAUGUCUCUUAUUCUAUUCUUAUUAUUGGUUUUCCUGCCCCACCCUUUGAAGCUAAGAAAGGUUUAAGACAAGGUGACCCUAUGUCUCCCUUUCUUUUUGCUAUUGGUAUGGAAUACCUCUCCUGA
Molecule: messenger RNA, 1524 nt
Organism: Chenopodium quinoa (quinoa)
Lineage: Eukaryota; Viridiplantae; Streptophyta; Magnoliopsida; Caryophyllales; Amaranthaceae
Exons: 5
Coding region: 1-1524 (507 amino acids)
Molecular function (GO): catalytic activity
Source: RefSeq, a predicted model, not a curated record